Messenger RNA from Ceratina calcarata, 4311 nucleotides. RefSeq names its product sorting nexin-13. The record is from RefSeq and is a predicted model, not a curated record. Lineage: Eukaryota; Metazoa; Arthropoda; Insecta; Hymenoptera; Apidae. Gene Ontology annotation, cellular component: early endosome. The transcript is spliced from 10 exons. Bases 93 to 3380 code for a protein of 1095 amino acids. Gene Ontology annotation, molecular function: phosphatidylinositol binding.
GAUUAGCUGACCAGUUUCGUGCGAUGAAUCGUACGAGGACCGCAAUAUGUGCGUAGCUGUAUGUGCACGACCGUUUUACCGGGGAUCCAAAGAUGAACGUUCCACUAUAUGGAAUUAUCGGAGUUGCGGCUGCUCUACUCAUAUAUCUGGUUGGAAUUGGAUUGAUCGUGAAACUGUUCAUUUGUCUGUUAGCCUUAACUUUAGGAACAAUCACUUGUGUAUAUAGAAUGUAUGGUGCAAACCUCGACAAUGUUGUUAAUUCUGAAAGGGAAGACUUAAACAAGAAGACUGAAAAGUUACGGCAGUAUAUCCUAGAUCUGUCCAAGCAGAAGAUGACCUUUACUUUAGAUAGAAGAAUCACUGGUAGCCGUAUUAUUGACGAGUCCCUGCAAGAAAUAUUAGAUUUCGUUAUCAGAGAUUACGUGGAACCAUGGUACAACGUUAUUACGGACGACGAAGAGUUCAUAUAUUCCGUUCGCGAUACGGCCCAAAAAAUCGCUAUAAAUAUCGCGAACCGGGUAAAAGGGGUGGACUGGAUUCCGUAUUUGACUACUCGCUUGGUGGACGACGCAGCCUCCCACGUGAGGUUGUACCGGCAAGCGAGGGCGAGAAUAAAGCAGCUACGAUCGAAGAAAUUGCAGAAAGGUAGCUCCAGUUCGAGCACCUCCGGCGGCACUCCGAAAAAGACGCCCACGCACAGGCGAAACAAGAGCGAAACGGAUGUGUCCUGGUACUCCCAGUCGAAGUUCUUCGUCCCUAAUCUCUCCUCGUUGACCGAGCCUAUCGACAGUAACGAUGAGAGGGAGGAGGAAUCGUUGGAGAAGAUAUUCUUCGAUCUGGAGGUGCAAAUGGAGAACAAUCUGAUCUGCAGGGAUGUGGUGUGCACCAACACCACCCAGGAGCUCGAAUUCCUCGGGGAGAUAUCCGAGAUUUUGUUGUAUCUCGUGUUACCAAAGGGGGACUUCGACUGUCUGACUGUGAGAUUUAUUUUAAGGGAGUUGUUAGUGAACGUGAUCAUUAGGCCGUUGUUGGAUCUGUUCUCUGACCCUGAUUAUAUUAAUCAGGCGUGUAUAUGGCUGUGCGCUAAGGACGGUGGUUUACCCAGCGACGUGUUUUUAACGGUGAUCCGAGUGACGGAUAGCCUAGACGAGUUGACGGCGACGAAAAAUAUAGUUUGUAAAGAGAUAGCUCAUCUUCGUUCCAAGGAUUCCGGUAGGGAAGACGAUCUGUCGGUGAAACAACAAUUAAACAGUUUGCUAUACGUGAAGAAGAUCUUAGAGACCAGGAUCAUCGGUAUGCAAGAGGGUCUGGAGUCGGAGGCCGACGGGAUCGGUGCUCAGCCCGAAUGGAACCGGUUGCUCAUUCCCGGCCAGAAGCUAGUGAACCUGCCCCUGGACGAAUUAUUAAAAAAUAACAUAGCGCUCAGUUAUUUCAUCGAUUACAUGACUUCCAUAAACGCGGAAUCGUACUUGUACUUUUAUCUGAAUAUCUACGGUUGGAGAGUGUCUGCGGAGCAGCAGAUAUCGGACAUAGAACUGCAGAAAUUGCACGCGGCUCAGGCAGCUCCGAUAAUCGGUACCAAGCGCAAGAACCCCGACCUGGAGAACUUGAAAGAGGCAGCCGCGAAGAUCUAUCAGCAAUACCUCAGCGACAAGGCGUCCCUGAAAUUACAAUUAGACGACGCUUUAGUGAAGACUCUGUUGACGAGGAUAAAAACGGAACACGUGAAGGAAACGUGGUUCGACGACCUUCGUGCCUGCUGCUACGAGAAACUGCAGAGCGAAGAUCGUUUCCUCCCAGGUUUCAAGAGAUCCAUGGCUUACGUGAGACUCCUCGCCGAGUUAGAUCUGUUGAAAGAUCCAACGUCCGAGGAGGACACUAAAUCCUUGGACAGUAUCAGUCUGUCGAGUACCAACAACGAAUUGGAAACUCUGGACGAGAUGUCCGAGAUUUAUAAAGCCGACGAGACAAGGCCUGCUGAGUUAAAGGGUAGCAAAUUGAAAUCUAGUUCGUCUACGAGUCUGGCCAGCAUCGCGGAGCCUAACGAGAGCAAAUCGGCCGACGAAGCCGACUCGGAAGUUAAUACAAGGACGUUAAAAGGAUUGAGGAAAGCUGCGAGCAUCGACGCGGACAAUAUCAGCGAGGGGAAAGACGUUUCGUUUUAUUUAGAGUCGAACGCGGAUCAGUUUGUAAAGUUGGACGAGAACACGUACGAUCAGAACGCGAUAAAGAAGCUGCAGCAAGGGAAGUUCGAGAUCACCGCCAAGAUCAUCGAGACCGGGAUAGUAAACGAUCGCGGGAAGACUUACGGAAUUUACGCGGUCGCCGUGACUAAGAAUUACGACACGGGCUAUCAGGAGAAGUGGCACAUUUACAGGAGGUACUCGGAUUUCUACAACCUCUAUCAGAAGAUCAAGGAGAAGUAUUAUGAUCUCGCGAAAAUUCCGUUCCCAGCGAAGAAAGCGUUUCACAAUAUGGAGAGAACGGUGUUGGAGAGGAGAAUGGUCAUGCUGAACGGCUGGUUGUAUCAAUUGACUAGGCCGACCGUCGUCGACGGACACAUGGGCUUGCAGAAUUUGUUACUCAGUUUUUUGGAACAAGGAGACUACGACAAAGGCGUCACCGGAGGGCAGAUAUCGAAAACGAUAGACACUCUGAUGAACCCGUUGAAAACGUCCAUGAAAACGGUUACCCAAGCCGUGAAGACCAUGCCAGACAAUAUGCUGAACACGGUCGACGGCGUGAUGGACAACAUAAGCAAAUUCUUCGGUAAUCCUAAGAAGCCCAACGCUUUUUACGAGAACACCAAAGUCGGCGCUGGUAUAGACGUCGAGACCGACGAUAACAUUCCUCUGCGGAUUAUGUUACUUCUGAUGGACGAGAUAUUCGAUCUGAAAGUGAGGAACCAGUGGCUCAGGCGGAGAAUCGUCACGUUAUUGAGGCAGAUCAUUCGGAUGAUGUUCGGGGACAUAGUCAAUCGAAGGAUAGUCGAAUACGUUUCACUGUUGACGAGUCCGGCCAGGGUAGCUGGCUACUUGAAACUGUUCAAGAACAGUUUCUGGCCGAACGGAGUGAAAGCGGAGAAGAAACCGCCGAGGGACGCGGAGAUGAAGAACAGAACGAGGGUAGCAGCCAAGGUCGCUCUUCUAUCCUGCCUUUCCGACGAGCUGAAACAUAUCAUAGGUAGUGAAACAACUAGAAGAGGUCUUUUGAGGGUGUUCGAACUGUUCCAGCGGCCCGUGCUUAACAGGAGGCUUUUAUACGUGCUCCUCGAGGGGAUCAUAGAGACCUUGUUCCCUCAGAACAACUUGAUAGACGUUUUUCGGAAGCUGUACUCGACCUCGCCGAGGGUGCAGCAUAGAUACAUGCAGAAAUCUUAAGAUUCGACAAGUUCUAUUCUGUGUUCUUCGACCGUACUCAGCACCAAAGACCUAAACCAGUGGCGAGAACGAUUUUUGACGGUCUCAAAGUUAGGAAUUAUUUAUAUAAUUUAGACAGAUUCUAAAAUACUUAGGACGCGAUCGAAGAUGGAAGGUAACCGAAUCACGUUGCAAUAAAUAACACGGGGAAAAGGGAACAAAUCGAAAGUUCGUCGUACGAAAGCGCGAGGCUCUACAGAAUUCGCAAUCUCGAUUUCUAUUCAAUAUUAUUGUAUAUUCGAAUUACAGUAAGCGCAGUAAUCCAGUGGCCAAAUAUAAUUCUAAUAAACGAUUUACACGAAGCAAUUCGAGCACUUUUAAUCGGGUUUAAUAAUCGCCGAUUUAUAUAUAAAUAUAUAUAUAUAUAUAUACGUAUGUAUAUGUUUAAAAGUAGGUCGCGCAAACGUUUCACGGAUCACUCUUCGACUUUACCUCGUAGAGGCGUUGCCUAUAUUUAAGCAUUCCAGUUUGCAUUUCAACUGAUGUACUUCACGAACGAGCGAACACUUUUUACACGUGUAUUAAAACUAUAGAUGACCAAUUCUACUGUCUAGCAAUUAUGCAAAUGCGGGGGUCUGUAUACAUACUUAAUUCGCCAAAAGGAACGCAAGAUUUUCAAUGUGUCGUGCCAUUUCACACGCGUAUUACACUUACGUAGCGAACAGUAUAUUUAUUUAGUUGAAAAAUCGUUUGGGGAUUCUCUUCGAAAAGAGUGCAGCUAUAGGUUUCUGUUAUUAAUUAAUUUAUCUAAUUCCUCUGUCGUUGGUUAACGGCGGUGUAAAAUCGUUGUAAAUGUCGUACAAUUGUACAUAUUACAUUAAUGUUAUUUCUAUCGUGUUGGAGCGCCAUAUCUGUCAUCGUUUACUUAUUAUUAAAGAAAUUGUUUAUAAAA